AUGCAAGAAAUAUCGAGACCCUCAUUCUUUAUGGCCCACCCGUUACUCGAGAAUGCUUCUGAUGAUAGUGACAGGGCAUUUAUAUAUCACCAACUUGGAUGGUUGAAAACCGAUCAAGGGGAAUACCAACAAGCAGUUACUUUCUACAAAAAAUCACUCGAAAUCUACCGGAAAACGCUUCCAGAAGAUGAUGCUUCAUUAGCGCCUACUUAUGGUAACAUAGGUCUAGUGUAUGACAACAUGGGUGAAUACUCGAAAGCCCUGGAAUAUUACGAAAAAUCGCAUCAAAUCUUAGAAAUAUCCCUGCCUCCGACUCAUUCCGAUUUGGCUAGUUCCUACAACAACAUCGGUCAAUUAUAUAAAAAAAUGGAAGAGUACUCAAAAGCACUUCCACUUCUAGAAAAAGCACUCGGCAUCUGGCGAAAGUCACUUUCUUCAACACAUCCACAUAUUAAAAACGUGAUGAAUGCUAUUGAUCGUGUGAAAGAGAGGUUGUAA
Rotaria socialis is the source of this 498-nucleotide messenger RNA. Lineage: Eukaryota; Metazoa; Rotifera; Eurotatoria; Philodinida; Philodinidae. The record is from the annotation of a GenBank genome assembly.